Molecule: messenger RNA, 1733 nt
Organism: Lycium ferocissimum
Lineage: Eukaryota; Viridiplantae; Streptophyta; Magnoliopsida; Solanales; Solanaceae
Product: zeatin O-glucosyltransferase-like
Exons: 1
Coding region: 111-1529 (472 amino acids)
Molecular function (GO): UDP-glycosyltransferase activity
Source: RefSeq, a predicted model, not a curated record
UGUAACCCCUUCCAAUACAAAUUUUAUGUAAGGCAACCAGCAAAGUCUUCAUCAGUUUACUUUAGUUCAAUUCCCAAGAGAAUAUAACUCUCAGAACCAGUUUUUUCUCCAUGGAUAACAGCAAUGAGAAUCUUCAGAACUUGACCAAACAACAAGAUAAUGAAGUAGCUAUAGUCAUGGUUCCAUUUCCAGCUCAAAGCCAUCUCAAUCAACUUCUUCAACUUGCCUGCAUAUUCUCCUCAUUAUAUAAUCUUCCUGUCUACUAUGUUGCCUCAGCUACUCAUAAUCUUCAAGCUCGGGUUCGAGCCAACGCCUUAAAUCCAGCAGACAUAGCCAAAAUCCACUUCCAUGAUCUCCCAACACCUGAUUUUGCCUCCCCUGCACCUGACCCCAACGCCUCGAGUAAAUUCCCAGCCCAACUCCUGCCAUCUUAUAAUGCUUCCAUGCUUCUUCGCGAGCCCGUUGCUUUGUUCCUUAAAGACAUUUCGUCUAAAUCAAGACGAGUUGUUGUCAUUCAUGAUGUUUUAAUGUCCUAUAAUGUUCAGGAUGUUAGUUCCUUGCAUAAUGCUGAAUCCUAUAUAUUUAACUGUGUUUCUGUUUUCUUUAUGCAUUGUUGUUUCAUAUGCAUACCUAAGGGAAUACCUAUUCCACUUGAUGAAGAUUUACUUAAAAAGUUACCUUCACUUGAAGCUGAUGCACCAGAAGAGAUCAACAAGUUAGUAACUUUUCAACUUCAAUAUAAGGAUAUCAGAGCUGGUGAUUUGUACAAUUCAAAUAAAGUACUUGAAGGUAGUUCUCUUGAUUUGAUGGCACAAUUUGCUAAUACACAAAACAAGAAGCAAUGGGCAAUCGGACCAAUUCUACCUACUAAACUAGAUCAUGUAUCAGAUAAGAGAAACAAAUGUUUGGAUUGGCUUGACAACCAACCUCUGAGAUCUGUUCUUUAUGUAUCUUUUGGCUCGUCAACUACAUUUUCUGAUGAAGAGAUCAAGGAGCUAGCGAUGGGACUAGAGCGAAGCAAACAGAAGUUCGUAUGGGUGUUGAGAGAUGCCGAUAGAGGAGAUAUCUUUACUGGGGAAGCUAGAAGAUUUGAGUUGCCAGAAGGGUUUGAAGAAAGAGUAAAGGGGGUCGGGUUAGUGGUAAGAAAAUGGGCGCCACAACUAGAAAUAUUGGCUCAUUCGUCCACGGGUGGGUUUAUGAGUCAUUGUGGAUGGAAUUCUUGCAUAGAAAGUAUCACUAUGGGAGUGCCUAUGGCUGCUUGGUCUAUGCACUCUGAACAACCAAUUAAUGCUUUCUUUGUGACGGAAAUCUUGAAAAUAGGCCUGAUUGUGAGGGAGUGGGAGAAACGCGAGGAGUUGGUAAGUGCAUCUACCAUUGAGAAUGUUGUGGGGAAGUUAAUGGCAUCAGAAGAAGGCGAUGAGACCAGGAAAAGAUCAGAAGAAUUGGGUAAAGCAGUAAGGGAGUCCACAGAGAAAGGGGGUGCUUCUCAACUGGAGUUAGAUUCUUUCAUUGCCCAUAUCACAAGAUAGACUCGUUUUUUUCACAAUAACGUUGCACGGGUUCUUGCUUGUUUCUUCAGUCUUUUUUUCCUUAUCAUGUUCUUUAGUUGUUAGGAAUUUCUGUUUUUGGUUCAGACAAGUUCAUGCCCAAAAUUUCUAUUUCAUUAUAUAUGUAUGUUCAUUAUAAUUUUGUAGACAAACUCGGGUAGUCAAAGAAAGGGUGCAGUUCUGCAA